This is a messenger RNA of Amoebophrya sp. A25, 174 nucleotides long. NCBI's taxonomy places the organism in Eukaryota, Dinophyceae, Syndiniales, Amoebophryaceae. The record is from the annotation of a GenBank genome assembly.
GCAAAAGCCUUCGAUUUCGUCCGAGAUAAGCUCGAAGCAAUUGCGCCAACUUUGGCCCUACCUAGUGCUUCGUCUUUGCUUCGUCCACCACGUCUUGGUGGUGCAUCGACGAGAGAUUCCAAGGACUCCAUAUCCACAGCCACGAUAACGAGGAAAACAGUACCAGAGAAGAAC